Molecule: messenger RNA, 276 nt
Organism: Vairimorpha ceranae
Lineage: Eukaryota; Fungi; Microsporidia; Nosematidae
Exons: 1
Coding region: 1-276 (91 amino acids)
Source: RefSeq, a predicted model, not a curated record
AUGAACACAAAUCAAAAUAUUGCUGAUUAUUAUGAUCCAUUAGAAGAUGAAGAAGCAACUUUAAUAAUUACAGAUAUAAGAUUUAUUGUUGUCGACGAACCAUCUUUUUUUAGAAGAAUGUACAACAGUAUAAUAGAAAUUUUUGAAGACGAUGAUUUUUUAAUAGGUCUUUUUUCAAUAAGCAUUAUUAUUUCCCUUUCUUUUAUUAUUUAUCUCGGAUUGCAUUUAAUUGAUUUAAUAUUUGAUUCAGGAAAAGUUUUGCCGAUUAUAAUUUAA